Lepus europaeus (European hare) is the source of this 1740-nucleotide messenger RNA. It is a transcript of the gene TREH, whose product is annotated as trehalase. Lineage: Eukaryota; Metazoa; Chordata; Mammalia; Lagomorpha; Leporidae. The record is from RefSeq and is a predicted model, not a curated record. Gene Ontology annotation, biological process: trehalose catabolic process. The transcript is spliced from 15 exons. The coding region runs from base 1 to 1740 and encodes 579 amino acids. Gene Ontology annotation, molecular function: alpha,alpha-trehalase activity.
AUGCCCGGGAGCACCUGGGAGCUGCACCUGCUGCUUCUGCUGGGACUGGGGCUGGGGUCCGAGCAGGCCCUCCCCCCGCCCUGUGAGAGCCAGAUUUACUGCCACGGGGAGCUCCUGCACCAGGUCCAGAUGGCCAAGCUCUACCUGGACGAUAAGCAGUUUGUGGACAUGCCGCUGUCCGCGGCUCCAGACCAGGUCCUGCAGAGCUUCGCGGAGCUGGCGGCGACCUACAACAACACCAUCCCCAGGGAGCAGCUCGAGAAGUUUGUCCAGGGGCACUUCCAGGCGGUGGGGGAGGAGCUGCAAUCAUGGACCCCCGGGGACUGGAAAGAGAGCCCCCAGUUCCUGCAGAAGAUCUCGGACCCCAGGCUGCGAGCCUGGGCGGAGCAGCUGCACCUGCUCUGGAAGAAGCUGGGAAAGAAGAUAAAGCCAGAGGUGCUGAGCCAGCCUGAGCGGUUCUCUCUGAUCUACUCCCAACAUCCCUUCAUUGUGCCUGGCGGGCGCUUUGUGGAGUUCUACUACUGGGACUCCUACUGGGUCAUGGAGGGCCUGCUCCUGUCUGAGAUGGCCGAGACAGUGAAGGGCAUGCUGCAGAACUUCCUGGACCUGGUGAUGGCCUAUGGGCACAUCCCCAACGGCGGGCGAGUGUACUACUUGCAGCGCAGCCAGCCCCCGCUCCUGACGCUCAUGAUGGACCGAUACGUGACGCACACCGGUGACCUCGCCUUCCUACGGGAGAACAUUGAGACCUUGGCCUUGGAACUGGACUUCUGGGCUAAGAACAGGACCGUCUCUGUGAGCUCGGGGGGAAACAACUACACCCUGAACCGCUAUCAUGUCCCUUAUGGGGGGCCCAGGCCCGAGUCCUACAGCAAAGACACAGAGCUGGCACACACCUUGCCAGAAGGUGACUGGGAAACCUUGUGGGCAGAGCUCAAGGCUGGCGCCGAGUCCGGCUGGGACUUCUCUUCACGCUGGCUGGUUGGCAGCCCGAACCCGGACUCGCUCGGCAGCAUCCGAACGAGCAAGCUGGUGCCCGUCGACCUGAAUGCCUUCCUGUGCCAGGCUGAAGGGCUGCUGAGCGGCUUCUACAGCAGGCUCGGGAAUGACUCCCAGGCUACGAAGUACAGAAACCUGCGGGCACAGCGCAUGGCGGCCCUGACAGCCCUCCUGUGGGAUGAGGACAAGGGCGCCUGGUUCGACUACGACCUUGAGAACCAGAAGAAGAACCACGAGUUUUACCCGUCCAACCUCGCUCCACUCUGGGCCGGCUGCUUCUCUGACCCUGCCAUCGCAGACAAGGCUCUGCAGUACCUGGAGGACAGCCAGAUCCUGAACCACCACCAUGGAAUCCCCACCUCUCUCCAGAACACAGGCCAGCAGUGGGAUUUUCCCAAUGCCUGGGCGCCCCUUCAGGACCUGGUCAUUGGAGGCCUGGCCAAGUCGCCUUCAGCUCGGACACAGGAAGUGGCUUUCCAGCUGGCUCAGAACUGGAUCCGGACCAACUUUGACGUCUACUCCCAAAGAUCAGCCAUGUAUGAGAAGUAUGACAUCAGCAACGGUGGACAGCCGGGUGGCGGAGGCGAGUAUGAAGUUCAGGAAGGGUUUGGCUGGACCAACGGAGUGGCCCUGAUGCUCCUGGACCGCUAUGGUGAGCGGCUGAGCUCGGGGACGCAGCUGGCGCUCCUGGAGCCCCACUGCCUGGCCGCUGCCCUCCUGCUCAGCUUCCUAACACGGUGA